Molecule: messenger RNA, 1245 nt
Organism: Scheffersomyces stipitis CBS 6054
Lineage: Eukaryota; Fungi; Ascomycota; Pichiomycetes; Serinales; Debaryomycetaceae
Gene: SPO11
Product: Spo11p
Exons: 1
Coding region: 1-1245 (414 amino acids)
Biological process (GO): meiotic DNA double-strand break processing; reciprocal meiotic recombination; meiotic DNA double-strand break formation
Cellular component (GO): nuclear chromosome
Molecular function (GO): ATP binding; DNA binding; DNA topoisomerase type II (double strand cut, ATP-hydrolyzing) activity
Source: RefSeq, a predicted model, not a curated record
AUGAAAUUCGAAGUAGCUUUUGGCUGCAAAUACAGUUAUAACAACACAGUCAUGAAGCACCACCUAAAGUUCAUGGCAAUAAAGGCCGAGUACUCCUGUGAGGCGUCCUUCAGUUUAGCAGUAUGCUUGAAAAGUGAAAGUAGUGGAGACGUCCAAAUCUUCCAUUCACAAGAAAAUCAUAACAAAUCAAAAGAGAACAUGAUCUUGACUUCCAAGUGGAUGGACAUUGUACAAACAAUAAAUUCUGAACGUGAGUUCGUUCUUUCGUAUGGUAGCAGAAAUGGUUCGAAGAUACACUUUUUAAGGCAGUUUGCAGACCUGGAUAUAUUGGUCCAAAGAUUUACUGCCACAUUAAAGGUGUUGAAGAUCCUACUUCUACAGGCACAAUCAAAUUCUAAGAAAUCAACAACAAUAAGAGAUAUUUACUAUCAAGAUGUUGAAGCCUUUCACUGGAAACAAAGAUAUUGCAAUGAAAUUUUGCACCUGAUUGUUGUCGAUUCCUUGGGUUUGAGUUUGGAACACAAUUUCAGCAUAUACCCUUCUCAAAAGGGUCUUGUGUAUGGUGAUUUUGCAAUACAGUCUAAUGAAGGAACUAUAUUUCAAAUGAGCUAUUCUGAAGAACCAGUUUUAAUUCCUCUACACACCAAGUUUGAACACAUCUUACCAAAUGAGGAAAGUCACUAUGCUAUAGUCAUUUUAGAAAAAGAAGCUGUUUUCCAAUCCUUUUGCUAUUACAUCAAGACCAGAUAUACGUUGAAAGACAAUUUCGUACCUGACAACUUAAUUGUGGUGACUGGAAAGGGGUUUCCAGAUAAUUUGACCAAGAAAUUUGUCAAUAUCCUUGCAAAUACUGCAUUCACCAAUUCAGUAACUCUAGGCUUUUUCGACUCUGACGUUUAUGGAAUAAAUAUCUGCAAAAAUUACCAAGAUGAAAUUGCUACGGAAUCUAAAUCAAGAGAUAUCUAUGCUGGGGUCUAUUUGAUGGACUACAUUGCUGGAUGGAGUGACAUUACGGCUAGAGAAAGGAUACUAAUAAUGAGCACAAUUACGAAGAUAACUACGGUGUAUCCCACUAUUCAAAAUAAAAGAUUUCACAGAGAGUUAACGAGAGGAUUGUGGUUGUCCAAGAAAUGUGAAAUGAACGUAUACCAAGGUGAUGCAGACCAAUCAGAAGGAAUUUCAUCAAUUGCGAUCAAUGAAUACAUACUAUCUCAAAUCAAUUCCCACAAAAAAGUGAUCAAAUAA